AUGACGCAGUAUGUGGAUCAGCUGGAGUUUAGCUCGUACCCGAGCGGCAAGGCGCAAGGCAAGCACCACAUAGUCAUUGUGGGCGCCGGUAUCAUUGGGGUGUGCACAGCGUACUACCUGACGCGGCACGCGGAGUUUGACAGCCGGAAGUACCACAUCACAGUGAUCGAGUCGAAACGGGUGGCGGGCGGGGCGUCGGGUAAGGCCGGCGGACUGCUGGCGAAGUGGGCUUUCCCGCAGCAGAUCGUGCCGCUGUCGUUCCAGCUGCAUCAGGAGCUGGCGGACGAGUGCGACGGGGCGACGAACUGGGACUACCGGCGGUUGACGACGGUGUCGCUGGAGGCGGACGUGCAGGAGGAGGACGGGCGGGGGGCGGACGAGGGAUCGGGGAGCACGCUGGAGGGGGAGCGGUCGCCGAGCAAGAAGCUGUCGCGCGCGACGAACGCGGCGGCUGAUCAGGAGGCGGCGACGCUGGCGGAGGACGGGCUUGCGGGCGGAGGGGCGGUGAACCUGCCGGAGGACCUGAACUGGAUCCGGAAACACCUUGUGCGCGACUGGUCGUCGCUGGGCGGGACGGGGUCUACGGCGCAGGUGCAUCCGUACAAGUUCUGUCACUACCUGCUGAACAAAGCGAUGGAGACGGGCGCGGUGGAUCUGAUUCUGGGCAAGGUGACGCAGAUCCUGUUCGACGACCGCUUCGUCGCGAGGGGCGUUAGCUACAUGCCGAAUGUGGACUCGCCCGAGGAGCAGACCGAGGUGAAGGAGGUGAGUAUCCUCGGCACGCAGCAGGUGGUGCUGUGCAUGGGCCCGUGGACAUCGCGGAUUCUGCCCGACUGCCCGAUAUCGGGGCUGCGCGCACACUCCAUUACGAUCAAGCCCUCCACCGGGACAGUGUCGCCGUAUGCGAUCUUCACCGAGCUGAAGGUGGACUCGAACAAGUACUUCUCGCCGGAGAUCUACGCCCGCAAGGACGAGGUAUAUGUGUGCGGCGAGGGCGACACGCUGGUGGAGCUUCCCGAGACGACGGACGCGGUCGAGGUGGUGCGCGAAAAGUGCGACGAGCUGUACCGAUACGUGUCGAAGCUGUCACCCAACCUCUCUGAGGGCCACAUACUGAAGAGGCAGGCCUGCUAUUUGCCUGUUCUCAACGUGCCAACUAGCUCUGGGCCCCUCAUUGGCGAAACUAAUGUGGAAGGUCUUUACCUUGCCUCUGGCCAUUCAUGUUGGGGAAUAAACAACGCUCCAGCGACGGGCAAAAUUAUGAGCGAACUGUUAUUGGAGGGAGAGGCAAAAAGUGCGGAUAUCUCGGCGCUUGAUCCAGGGCUCUACUUCGAUGCUUCUGUACUAGAAUGA
This is a messenger RNA of Eremothecium gossypii ATCC 10895, 1353 nucleotides long. RefSeq names its product Tda3p (gene TDA3). Lineage: Eukaryota; Fungi; Ascomycota; Saccharomycetes; Saccharomycetales; Saccharomycetaceae. Gene Ontology annotation, molecular function: oxidoreductase activity. Gene Ontology annotation, biological process: retrograde transport, endosome to Golgi. The record is from RefSeq and is marked provisional. Gene Ontology annotation, cellular component: late endosome; cytoplasm. Bases 1 to 1353 code for a protein of 450 amino acids. The transcript has a single exon.